Molecule: messenger RNA, 2175 nt
Organism: Salvia hispanica
Lineage: Eukaryota; Viridiplantae; Streptophyta; Magnoliopsida; Lamiales; Lamiaceae
Product: putative ethylene response sensor 1
Biological process (GO): phosphorylation; signal transduction
Cellular component (GO): endoplasmic reticulum
Molecular function (GO): ethylene receptor activity; phosphorelay sensor kinase activity; protein binding
Source: RefSeq, a predicted model, not a curated record
CUAUAAAUGUUUUUUCAUUUUAUUUUCCCUCCACCUUACUUUUUCAUGACUCUCUUCCUCAAAACAAUCCAACCAUUUUCCCUUCUCAAAUCAGACUUAGCCAACUGAAUCCAUGUUCUAGGAUUGAUUGGCUUCAUGUAAUUUUCUUCAUCAGUUGGGAUAGGUUCCUCUAAUGGAGUCAUGCGACUGCGUCGAGAGUCACUGGCCCGCUGAUGGAGUCCUGGUGAAAUAUCAAUACAUAUCCGAUUUCCUCAUCGCAAUUGCGUACUUCUCCAUUCCUCUUGAGCUCAUCUACUUUGUCCAGAAGUCUUCAUUCUUUCCAUACAGAUGGGUGCUGAUACAGUUUGGUGCUUUCAUCAUUCUCUGUGGAGCAACUCAUCUAAUCAAUCUCUGGACAUUCACUCUUCAUUCGAAAACCGUUGCACUUGUAAUGACCAUAGCAAAAGUUUCCACUGCUGCUGUGUCGUGUGUCACAGCACUGAUGCUCGUUCACAUCAUCCCCGAACUGCUCAGUGUCAAAACACGGGAGUCGUUUCUGAAAAACAAGGCCGAAGAGCUAGACAGAGAGAUGGGACUUAUCAUAAAGCAGGAAGAGACGAGUAGGCAUGUCCGGAUGCUAACUCACGAGAUCAGAAGCACACUCGAUAGACACACUAUUCUGAAAACUACUCUUGUUGAGCUUGGGAGGACCUUGGAUUUGGAAGAAUGUGCCCUGUGGAUGCCGUCUCAACGAGGAUUGAAUCUGCAGUUAUCCCACACUUUGACGAAUCUGAUACCGGUUGGAUCCACUGUGCCCACCAGUCUUCCAAUUGUCAACGAAAUCUUUAGUCGGGCUGAGGCAAUCCAUAUUCCACACACAUGCCCUUUGGCAAAUAUUAAGCCUGUCCGUGGUGGAUACAUGUCUCCUGAAUCUGUCGCGGUUCGUGUACCACUCUUGGACCUCUCGAACUUCCAUAUCAACAACUGCCCUCAGCUGUCGGCUAAAAGCUACGCUGUGAUGGUUCUUGUUCUUAGCGGAAUUAGGCAAUGGCGCGACCAUGAGCUUGAGCUUGUAGAAGUCGUCGUUGAUCAGGUGGCAGUAGCGCUCUCUCAUGCUGCGAUUCUGGAAGAAUCGAUGAGGUCUCACGAUCAGCUGGUGCAGCAGAACGUAGCUCUGGAUUUAGCUAGGCAAGAGGCAGAGCUGGCCAUCCGUGCUAGGAAUGACUUCCUUUCUGUAAUGAACCACGAAAUGAGAACACCAAUGCAUGCUAUCCUAUCUCUAUGUUCAGUGCUCUUAGAAGCGGAGCUAGGUCCAGACCAAAGGGUCAUGAUCGAGACCAUACUCAAGAGUGGCAACGUGCUAGAAACGCUCAUCAACGACGUCUUGGACCUUUCAAAACUGGAAGAUGGCAGCCUCCAUUUAGAAUCAGAGUUAUUCAAUCUUCAAGCAACUUUUGGAGAGGUUGUGGAGUUGAUAAGGCCCAUUGCAUCAGUGAAGAAAGUGUCCCUAACUUUGAAAGUGGGUCUUGACUUGCCUGUGUACGCUACCGGCGAUGAGAAACGGCUGAUGCAGAUCAUACUGAUCGUGGUUGGUAACGCCGUUAAGUUCACAAAGGAAGGCUAUAUCACCAUUGAGGCCUCCGUUGCAAAGCCGGAAAACAUCAGGGGCUCGCCACCUUCAACAGACAUCCAUUUUUACUUGAGAGUGCAGGUGAGAGAUUCUGGCUGUGGCAUCAGCCCAACUGACAUCCCACGUCUCUUCACCAAGUUUGCCGAUCCCCAAAACUCACCCACGCGGAACCGAUCCUGUACCGGUCUCGGCCUUCCAAUUUGCAAAAGGUUUGUGAACUUGAUGGGAGGCCAUAUGUGGGUUGAAAGCGAAGGGUUGGGGCACGGCAGCACUGUUACGUUCGUAGUCAGGCUCGGGAAAUACGAUAAAGCAAACAAAGCCGGCUGCAUUGUUACAACCAUAGACAACACAAUUCAGAAAGCUUUCAUCAACUACGACGCCAGAUUGGCCUCACAUUACGGGACAACAAGCCUUAUUUAGGAGAUUGUAUGACUUACGUGAUGUUAAAAAGUUAAAGAAAAAGUUGAUGUUGAAAUACAGUUGACAAGUCAUGUGGCAAAGAUCUUAAGGAAAGAUCUGUUAUGAAUUUAUACAUAAAGAUAUGUAAGUUGUUGGCUCCUCGAAUA